Molecule: messenger RNA, 1624 nt
Organism: Paecilomyces variotii
Lineage: Eukaryota; Fungi; Ascomycota; Eurotiomycetes; Eurotiales; Thermoascaceae
Product: putative Pre-mRNA-splicing factor cwc24
Exons: 2
Coding region: 183-1220 (345 amino acids)
Biological process (GO): snoRNA splicing
Cellular component (GO): U2-type spliceosomal complex
Molecular function (GO): metal ion binding
Source: RefSeq, a predicted model, not a curated record
AUCCGCGGCUCCUCGGGAGAUGGGGCUCCUCCUCCUCCAUGAUCAUGAAUUAAUUACUCCAAGGCUAACUUAGCUAGCCAACUACUAAUUAGUUUACAUAGUUUCUCGAAGCUGCGUCGGUCGACUGAUCCCCGUCCCUCUGAAAUUGAAUCCACCCCCUGGGCUGUCUGCGUCAACCGAUCAUGGCGGAGGAAGCCGAGACAGCUGCAGACGUCCCGCAGUUCGCCUUCAAGAAGCGCUCUGCCAAAGCCAAGUCCAGCCUGCGCAAGAAGGCUGCCACCCCACCCCCGGCCGCAGACUCGGACUCAGACUCGAGCUUUGUGUCCUCAGACGACGAGGAGGGUCGCAGGAUCAAGCGGAGACGCAAGAAUGCCGUCGUGACAGCAUCCUCCGCGGACAAUCAGAUUCGAAAGGAUAUCGUGCAUGACCAACCCGCCGCCACAUCGGUUGUACCUAUCCCAGCGGGCAACGACGCGACCAAACAGUCAAACUGGUAUGAUGAAGGCAAGGAGGAUGACUUGAGCGCGAAGAACCUCUUGGGAAACACCAGAUCGAACCCGUCAGCCCCGUCAGCUCCCGAUGGCACCUACAAGGGUGCCGCAAACUACACAUCGUUCAUCCAGAAGAAUCCCAAUGCUCCCACGAAGCAGGUCGGGCCCAUGAAGGCCCCGACCAACGUGCGCACAGUGACGGUCAUGGAUUUUGCUCCUGAUGUCUGCAAAGAUUACAAGACCACAGGGUUCUGCGGCUUUGGAGAUUCUUGCAAGUUCCUCCACGCGCGCGAGGACUACAAGCAAGGAUGGGAACUCGACCGCGAGUGGGAGAUCGGGACCAAGGGCAAGAAACUCGCUGGACGGACGGUGGCGUCACAAAGCAAGCGCGGCAAGACGGCGGAGGAUGACGAGGAUGACGAUGACGAUGAGUUGCUCGAGAGCAUCCCGUUCGCCUGUAUCAUCUGCAAAGGACCAUACAAGAGUCCCAUCAUCACGAAAUGCGGACACUACUUCUGCGAGUCCUGCGCCCUACAACGGUAUCGGAAGAACCCGUCCUGUGCAGCCUGCGGUGCUGGAACCGGAGGUGUGUUCAAUGUCGCAAAGAAGCUCAACCGCCUGCUCGAGAAGAAGCGGGAACGCGCUCGUAAGAGGCGCGAGAAGGCCAUUGCUGAAGGCGAGGAAGUCAGCAGUGAGGAAGAGGAGGAGGAAGAAGGUGGUGUUGAGUGAUCCUCUGAUCUAUUCAGACAUUGGCCAUCGGAGAAUCAUUUUUACUUCAUUUACUAAUAAUCAAAAUAGACAAAAGUCGGCGGAAUUCCGCAGCGGGCUGCGGUCAAUAUGGCUAACCAAGUACAGCCACAACUGACUUUUAUGUAUUUACUCUUUGUGUACAUAUCCAUCAGUGUCAAUUCACUUCCAAGCCACCUUUUCAGACUCCAAAGUCCAAAAUCAGAGGCUUACAUGGUCUGUCCUAGCCGUAUCUGGCUGAAACAUUAGAGUGGUCUCUCCGAUAAACUAGGCCGGCAUGCCAAGACACGGCGGGUAACCCCUGACGAAAAGGAUCAUGCGGACGACUCUUUGACCGUAACUGCAGAGUACUAUCUAUCUAUCUGAAUCAAGAAUAAUUAUUAUGC